AUGACUUCAUUAGCGGGUUGCAAAUGUCUAGUCACGGGUGCUUCAUCAGGCAUCGGUCGAGCUACGUGUCAGGUCUUGACGGAACAAGGUGCAACAGUUGUCGGCACUGGACGGGAUGAAGAAGCAUUGAAGAGUCUUAAAGAUGACGACAAAGCGAUUGUCGGAUACAUUGCGAUAGAUCUUGCCGAGGAAGACGGUGCUUGUCCACGCGUGGUAUCAGAAGCGGUCCAGAUAUUGGGUGGAUCUUUGACCACAGUCGUGAAUGCGGCCGGUGCCUUGCGUGGAGGUGCGAUCGGCGGUCCCUCCACAACAUUGGAAAACUAUCAGUUCAACAUGAAGAUCAACACACAAAUCCCAUUUGAAAUCAUCACGGCUGCUGUACCAUUCUUGAAAAAGACGUCUGAAGCCUUGAAAGCUGCUGCUGAUAUAUCUAUGGAAGAUGCCUUUCAUGCUAUUCAUCCAUCAAUCGUCACGGUCAGUUCUGUGAAUGGCUUACAAUCAUUUCCCGCUUGUGCAACCUACUGCAUGUCCAAGGCAGCUGUCGAUCAACUCACAAGAUGCGCGUCUGUGGAUCUGGCACCAUAUGGCAUCCGUGUCAACUCGGUCAAUCCUGGUGUCAUCAAAACGAAUAUUCAUCGGAGAGCUGGAAUGGACGAGGAAGCCUAUGAAUCAUUUUUGGAACGGAGCGUCAACGUGACACAUCCAUUAUCCGCUAGUUUAGGCCGGGUAGGGGACCCCAAGGAAGUUGGUGAACUGAUUGCCUUUUUGGUUUCCAACAAAGCUCGGUUCAUGACUGGGGAAUGUAUCGCUAUUGAUGGUGGCCGACAAAAUCUUGGUGCUAGAUGA
Cylindrotheca closterium is the source of this 846-nucleotide messenger RNA. NCBI's taxonomy places the organism in Eukaryota, Bacillariophyta, Bacillariophyceae, Bacillariales, Bacillariaceae. The record is from the annotation of a GenBank genome assembly.